Molecule: messenger RNA, 3138 nt
Organism: Parnassius mnemosyne (clouded apollo)
Lineage: Eukaryota; Metazoa; Arthropoda; Insecta; Lepidoptera; Papilionidae
Source: the annotation of a GenBank genome assembly
AUGCUCAAGGUGCGGGCCGCAGAUGGUACUUAUAAAAUAAUGCGCACACUUAUUGAUCAGGGUUCGCAAGUCUCAAUAAUAUCUGAGAAUGCGGCCCAGCGACUAGCACUUCCUAGACGAAACUGCAAAGGUAGUAUUUAUGGGGUUGUUGUUAAACCUAAUAGCUGUAAAGGAGUACUUCACUUAACAUGCUCAUCAAUGGACGACAACUACGUUUUUGACACGUCGGUAUUUAUCAUGCAAAAUCUUAUCAAACAAUUACCAAAUUCAACAUUUGCUAAGCCUUCGUGGUCAUUCUUGAACAAUAUACAACUAGCUGACCCAGACUUCAACAUCAGCAGACCGGUGGAUCUUCUUCUGGGUGCUGACAUAUAUUCGAACAUUAUAUUACCUGGAAUAUGCAGAGAAGAAGAUCAAUCUAUGCCGAUUGCCCAACAGACUCGGCUCGGCUGGAUUUUGUGUGGAAAUACAAAAACAUACCAAUGCAAUGUAAUUUUGAACAACAUCGAACAAAUCGAAAAAUUUUGGGAAACAGAGGACAUUACUGAGCAUUUCGACUUAUCAGAAGAAGACCUUCAAUGUAUUCAAUACUAUGAAGAAACAACAAAACGACUGAGUGAUGGUAGAUACGAGGUCAGACUCCCACUCAAACCAGGAUAUGAAAAACAAUUGGGUUCGUCCAAAAAUAAGGCAAUCGCACAUUUUUUAAGCAUGGAAAGAAAGUUUAGAAAAAACAACAGUUUUGAGCAAAAUUACAAAGCCUUCAUUCAUGAGUACCUAGCGCUUGGACAUAUGAAACCCGCUGAUUCAAUGGGUCGACUCGAAUGUUAUAUACCUCACCACGGCGUACAACGACCGGAAUCGACAACUACGGCCUUGCGAGUAGUGUUCAAUGGCUCAUGCAAGACUUCAACAGGUUCGAGUCUCAAUGAUGUUAUGUAUGCAGGUCCAAACUUACAGCAAGACCUUCAGGAACUGUUGAUCAAGUGGCGACAGUUUGAGAUAGUAUUUACGGCUGACAUUGAAAAGAUGUUUCGCCAAAUAUGGAUUCAUCAAGAUGACCAGCUUCUCCAAAAAAUAAUAUGGAGAGAUUGUCCAAGUUCUGCAUUGCAAGACUUACAACUAUGCACAGUCACCUAUGGCACAAAAGCUGCCCCAUUUUUGGCCAUGAUGACGCUUAAACGAUUAGCAAACGAUGAACGAAGAAAUGAUUACUCCACCACUGCAAUCCAGACCCUGGAAAAAGCAAUGUACAUGGACGACCUGCUGUAUGGAGCCCAUUCUAUGACGUCAGCAUUGGAAUUACAACAAGAGCUUAUUCGCCUGCUUCAGUCUGGAGGAUUCAACUUAAGAAAAUGGAAUUCCAACAAAGAGGAACUACUUAACAUCAACAACAACCAAGACAACAAAAAUUUUAAUUUUAAACAUGCACAUUCAUCGAAAACACUUGGACUCAGCUGGAUUUCUAAACAAGAUAUUUUCACAUUCCAAACAAAAAUUACUGACUCUGAGAAGAAAUGUACAAAGCGAAGUCUUUUGUCAGAAAUUUCGAAACAGUUCGAUCCAAUCGGCUUGAUUGCUCCUAUAACACUGAGACUAAAACUUCUCUUCCAAAAAGUAUGGCAGCUGAAUCUUCAGUGGGAUGAUGAACUACCCGAAGAAAUCCAAGUAGAAUGGAUAAACAUGAAACAUGGCAUCAAAAUGAUUGAUCAACUACAAAUACCUAGAUGGUUGGGAACAAAAGAAAAUAGCUUAGUCGAAUUGCAUGGUUUCUGCGAUUCGUCGGAGAGAGCAUUCGGCUGCGCCAUAUAUUGCAGAACAAGCAAAAAUCAUCAUUCAAUGGUGGUGUUAGUUGCCGCCAAAACCCGACUAGUACCCAUCAAAAAGCCUAUCACUAUACCAAGGCUCGAAUUAAAUGCCGCAGUUUUAUUAUCAAAAUUGAUGAACAAGGUUGUCAACUGCCUAAGUACGUACAACAUACAGAUCUUUGGUUGGUGUGACUCCACCGCUGUUCUAGGCUGGUUGCACGGAGACGCUGCACGAUGGAAGCCUUUCGUGGCGAACAGGGUCAAACAAGUGAUCACAAAUAUGCCCCCCGCCUGCUGGCGCUAUGUGAAGUCGGAGGAAAAUCCAGCAGAUUGCGCCAGCAGGGGCUUAACAGCAGGACAACUAAAAGACCACCCGCUUUGGUGGCAAGGGCCCUCUUGGCUACUAACAUAUAAACAAGAUGUAGAAAACAACCCUAUGUAUACAACCAACGAAGAGGAAAAGCAAGUUUUAGUAGCUCAGAAAGCAAAAGAAGAAGAAAAAAGCUACAUUUUACCGCAACUUAUAGAAAAACAAAGCUCAUUUACACGCUUAGUAAGAAUAUUAGCAUGGAUUCUACGAGUCAAAAAAGAUAAAACUAAACAGAGGCAGCCCUACCUAACAAUAUCAGAGUUACAAACAGCUACUAAUUUAUUAAUAAAACAUGUGCAAUCAGCCGAAUUCAAAGACGAUAUCAAUAACAUUACGCAAAAUAAACAAGUACCGAAAAAGAGCCCAUUAUCAAAGUUGAAUCCGUUCAUAGAUAAAAAUGGCAUCUUAAGAGUAGAUGGCAGAUUAGAACUCGCAAAUAUCACAUAUAAUAUGAAACAUCCAAUAAUUUUGCCGAACAGAAGCCGUUUUACACAAUUACUGAUUGAUAGCGCGCAUAAGAUCACAUUUCAUGGCGGCGCGCGAUUGACGUCAGCGUUCAUUCGACAAAAGUACUGGAUUGUUGGCGGAAAUCGAACAAUUAAAAGGUUAAUAAGAACCUGUAUAACCUGUCGACGUUACGCUCCCAGCAUACAACCCCAGAUCAUGGGUGAUUUGCCUGAAGCCAGGACAAACCCCUCCCGUCCUUUUUAUCAUACAGGAGUUGACUACACGGGUUACGUGGACGUCAAGGCAAGCAAGGGUCGAGGCAUAAAACAAACAAGGGUUAUGUGGCUGUAUUCGUGUGCAUGGCAACAAAGGCCGUGCACCUCGAACUCGUGUCCGACCUCACGUCGUCAGCAUUUUUGGCCGCACUGCGUCGUAUGGCAGCUCGUCGAGGCGCGCCGCGUCACAUAUAUUGCGACAACGGCACUAACUUCGUCGGUGCUAGCCGUGUUCUAG